Messenger RNA from Mugil cephalus (flathead mullet), 3677 nucleotides. RefSeq names its product zinc finger protein 391. The transcript is spliced from 2 exons. The coding region runs from base 328 to 1911 and encodes 527 amino acids. The record is from RefSeq and is a predicted model, not a curated record. Gene Ontology annotation, biological process: negative regulation of transcription by RNA polymerase II. Gene Ontology annotation, molecular function: RNA polymerase II cis-regulatory region sequence-specific DNA binding; DNA-binding transcription repressor activity, RNA polymerase II-specific. NCBI's taxonomy places the organism in Eukaryota, Metazoa, Chordata, Actinopteri, Mugiliformes, Mugilidae.
CACGGCAGCAGAGUUGCACACACCCACUUUUUUUUUUUUUUUUGUCUUAACAGGAGCUUUUAACUGUAUACAGACAUCUGGUGAGUUGUCUGCAGUGGCAACCGCUCGGUCUAAUAUGGCCAGGCCGGGUGAUCUUAAAAACUUCCUGGAGUCUUCUCUGAAUGAGAUUUUUAAAGCGACAGUGAGCGACAUCUUGGACUCAGUGGACCGGACCCUGUCCGUGUACCAGGGUACUAUACAGAGGAUCGAGUCUGAGAACGAGGGCCUGAAGCGGCUGCUGUUAGCACAGAAGAGCGCAGAGUCUGCUCCGAGUGGUAUGAUGGUUUAAUGGAUGCACGUGAAGAAGAUGCCCGUGAACAGUUUUCGCAGACAGAGUGGAACGGCCGUCCCUUUAGCUCGGGUACGUUCAAGAUGUCCAUAUGCAGCAGCGACAAGAAGAGCUCCAGGAGGAAGAAUAAAGCCAAGGCGAAGCAGAACCUGUCCUCUACCUCCAUUUUGAUGCAGACUAAUCAAGUGGUAGAGCAACCGCCAGAGGGUUUUGUGUCAACAUCUGUAAAAUCGGACCUGGAUGAAAGCAGUGCCAUUGACCUCUCCCAGUCAUCGGCGCUUCUCAAUCUGACGGUGAAACCAGUAAAAAGCGAGAGCUCAGAGGUCAGCCGCGUCAGCCAUGAUGCAUAUGCGCCACCUUCUGGCCCUGAACAAGACUCUGCAGGCAGCGCCGUUGUUUCUGACGGCUACACGCCCAAUGGAGAGUUUUUUAAGACUGAGGAAGAAGAGCAGAAUGGGGUGAUGCAUUACGGUAACAGCGAGGGCUUCUUUGAGCAGGAACUAAAAUAUGCACUGAGAUAUUCCCCAGAACCGGAGAUGGGGGCAGAGGAAGCGAGCAAACAGGUCGCGGAGCCAAAUGUGGCGACGCCUAAGAAAGGUGACACGCCAACUGUUUGUGCCGAGGAGCUUUUGGAAGUCCGCGACGACUUCCUUCACUGUCCCUCCUGCCCCAAAACGUUCGGUCGGGCCGCCUCGCUCAACAUCCACAUGAAGACUCACAGCGGGGAGAAGGCUCACAACUGCAGCUAUUGUGGUAAAUCCUUUGGUCGGGCUGAUCUCCUCAAAUCCCACAAGCGCACCCACACGGGAGAGAGACCCUACAGCUGCAACAUCUGCAGUAAAACGUACGCGCACCCUAGCCAGCUUAGGAUACACAAACGCAUCCACACCGGAGAGAAACCGUAUCCCUGCACGCACUGUGGGAAGCGCUUCAACGAGCACAACCAGCUCAAAGUCCACUUGCGGACUCACACGGGGGAGCGGCCUUACAGCUGCCAGGAGUGUGGCAAGACGUUCAGCAAUGCGGGAAACCUGCGCAUACACGAAAGGAUCCACACCGGCGAGAAGCCGUAUUGCUGCGCUCAGUGCGGGAAAAGGUUCAACGGCUUGGGUGACCUCAAGACGCAUUACAGGAUCCACACCGGAGAGAGGCCGUACAUGUGCGAGCUGUGCAAGAAGACCUUCAGCCAGGCCGGCCACCUCACCAUACACAUGCGGAUGCACACGGGGGAGAGACCGUACAGCUGCAGCGAGUGCGGCAAGAAGUUUACAGUGGCCAGCAGCCUCAAACUGCACCAGAGGACUCACACGGGAGAGAAGGAGUACAGCUGCUCGUACUGCAGCAAGAGCUUCAGCAGGUCCGGCCACCUGAAGAGGCACGAGCUGGUCCACACCAAAGAGAAGGUCUUCCUCUGCAGCCACUGUGGGAAGACCUACACCGACCAGUCCUCCCUCAAGAAGCACCUGAAGACGCAUACGGCAAAAGAGGAGAGAGCUCAGAGUGAAGGAAGCACGAGCGAGGCCGAAACAAACCCGGCCCAGCCGGCAGCCUCGGAGACACUUUUAAACAAUGAGAAAAAUUAGAGGAAUUAGGAGGGGAGUCAACCGAAAAAGCAAGGUCCAAUAUGUUGUUUUUUUGUUUGUUUGUUUGCUUUUUUUUAUGUGGUUUGUUAUUUCGCAACUUACAUCAGCAGAUUAAGUUUAGUCAAUAUGUCGAGGAGGGGGUUCAGUUGCCACCAUGUUAUUUUCAAUAUCUGGGUCAAUUUUAUCAUCGUUGUCAGGUAUCAUAGUUGAUCACGUUUUGGCUGUUUUCAGGCCUAAUGUAACCAGUCACCACAUGGCAUUUUUAUGGAAAGAUUCUUCUCAAUGUUCUAUAUACGACUGAGUAAAUUUAAAGUGAAAGUUAUUUAUAAAUAUAUUGUAGUAACACUGUUGACAUGCGACACACUUGACUCACACACUACUUUAUAUUAAGUGACUAAGAAGGAGGAGAAAGAAAAUACCUUGGAGCAGGCAUGUGAUUUGGAUUUAACGUAACGCGUUUGUAAUGGGUGACUUAGUUAAAAGUGAUUUCUCAGACAUAGAUAAAAUUUGUUAUUAUCCACAUAAAAUUUGAUAUAUAGCCAAAAAAGAAAUAUCUAGCUUGAUAAUCUCAAUUUAACAAAAAGUACACAAUCAAAACAAAAUUUGAAUAAGCUCAUUUUGUAUUGACCCAUCUCUUUUGACCAGACAAUAAUGAAUAUGUUACAUGUCUCUCUGAUAGAUUUUCACCUUUUUUUAAGCCUUGUUAUUAUUAUUUUUUAAUUGGCACGGUCACCUCUUUCACUAACCAGCUCAGUGAGUGCUCAGAUUGCAAGGUCGUGUCUUACGUAGUUUUUUGCUCAAGCUGAAAAUUGGCACUUUAACAAAGUAUCUGUUAUUUCAUUUGAAAUGAAAUACGCCUCAAGAACAAAACGACUCAAAGGGCAACACGAUGUGAUGACUGGUCAGCGCGCCUAAAAGAAAGCUGACGCAGUUUUCGGGCUGAAAAGCCGGUGAGCGGACGUUGAAUUAACACGAUCUGUUCCUGCGGACGAGAAGUUUUGGUUUACAAAGCUGUUUGUGAUGUUUGUGGUACAGUUGGGUACACUGUCGUAUAGUCUUUGCUGUGAUCUGUUAGGUCCAUACAUUUAGCAAUACAGUGAAAAAAAAAAGCUGUAUAUUACCAAAAUGUCAGUGAUGUAUUUUAGAAAUGACCAAUGACUGAAUGCAAGUUCUGCCGAUGUGCAUUAAUUAUUUAAUCAAAGUGUUUUUGUUGCAGCCACUGAAUCCCAGGUCAAGCCUUAUAUUCUGUAGCCGGUCCUGACGGUUGACCUCCCUUUUGAAAAACAGGGGACAAUCAAAAAAAAAAAACACAAAAAAAAUUCAAUAGUUUGGAGAUUAAGAUCUUUCAAAGACAUAAAUUAAUGAAUGAUUAAUAUAUUGCUGUAAAUAGCUUUAACUAUACAGCUAGCAAACUCAAAAACAUAUAUAUAUAUAUGUGUUUGUGGAAUAGUGAAAGUAGCGUCGCUGCAAAUAUUCAGUAUUAUUGACCAGCUUUCACAUGUGAAUUAAAGACUGUUUCUUUUGUUGUUGUUGUUUUUAAAGCCAUACUGAUCUCAACGGCUGUGGAGUGUCUAGAGAAUUGUUAGUUUGUUCACUGUAAUGCCAGGAAACGUGUCUCUCUGAUGCUGAAUGAUUGUUACUGAAACAAAAGGGAGUAAAAGUUUUUGUUGUGGCAACGGCUUGAUAUGUAGCAGUGUACUGAGCCUUCGCUAUGAGAAUGUUGUUGUGUGAUUUGUGAGUAAAUUAAAGAGAAUAAAUGAACUGUC